This is a messenger RNA of Anopheles coustani, 1376 nucleotides long. RefSeq lists its product as uncharacterized. The record is from RefSeq and is a predicted model, not a curated record. Gene Ontology annotation, molecular function: protein binding. Lineage: Eukaryota; Metazoa; Arthropoda; Insecta; Diptera; Culicidae. The transcript has 6 exons. Bases 63 to 1376 code for a protein of 437 amino acids.
GCGUAACGCGGACGGGCGCAAACCUCCAUCCGAACCUCCAAAUGCGACAAUAGUAUGGCAGCAUGUUCGCCGAACGGAGCAUCCUGUGCCGUUUAUAUAAUACUUUAAUUUUCAUGCACCUGAUCUACGUCACACGAGCGUUCGGUGUUAUCUUCGAGGAGUACGUAGUGGACCAGGGCCGGAACCUCACGCUCCGCUGCGACUCGAAGCAUCCGGUUAAAUGGGUACGCGAGGGCCGCCGUGAGGACGUGCACCAGUUUCAGACGGACGGGUCGCUCGUGUUGACAAACCUGACGGCUCGGGACAGCGGCCGGUAUACCUGCUCGGCGGCGAUACCGACCCUCACCACGGUCACCGUGCUGGAGGAGCAGCCGGCGGCGGAGCAAGCGGACGAUUCCGACAAUGACACCCGCAGCAGCAGCAGCAGCAGUAGUAGUAGUAGUAGCAGAAACGACCACACACUUCCGGCGGACGCGUUCGAGCCGAGCGACGCGAGCUCAGGGUAUGAGAACGGCACGACCGAGCGGUACGGUGGGGAGAGCAGCGAGGAGUCGGCCGGCGCGUCCGAGGAACACUUCGUCGAGCUGCUGAAGGUGAACGUGAAGGUGCGGACGCCACCGCUGGCGGUGUCGAACUUCUACGUCCGCGCGUCCACCAUCAUCGCGGUGCUGGUGUGGGAGGUGAUGCCCAACCGGACGGGCGGGUACGCGAUACGCGACUUCACCGCCGAGAUGCGCAAGAUGCGCGAGAGCGUCGACGAACCGGAGCUGCCUUGGGAGACGAUCGAUCCGCGCCACAUCAGCCCGAAUGCGCGCCAGCUGGAGAUCUAUCAUCUGAUCCCGAACACCACCUACGAGUUUCGCAUCUGGGGCAACAAUCAGCUCGGUGCCGGUGAGAUCGUCACCAUCCUGUCCACUACGCAGCCGCGCAUGGAAGAGAAAGAUCUCGUGCGGCGCAUCAUGAUCGAUGCGAAGAACUUCGACACGCGGGUGUGGAUAGCGGCCGUCGGGAUCGUGAUGGGAACGCUGGUCAUCCUCUCGCUCGGGACGUGCAUCGUGCUGUACAAGGAGUGCCGCGAGCCAGCCGCGAACGACAAGGAGGAGGAACUGGAUAGUCUGGAGCUGGUACCGAACAUCAUCCUGAAUCCAGGCUUCUGCGAUUCGGACGAUCAGGGUCAGAACCCGCUGGCGCCUCCGAUACCGCGCAGCCUACCGUACAACCGGUACCGGAGCCAGGGUCUCGACGUCACCGGCCGAGGUGGCACCGGUGGCGCCAACGAGGAGGACGACGACGACGAGGACGACGACGAAGAACCGAUGACGUUCAGCCGCCGGAUGUCGAUCUUCUUCACGGGCAACACCAUCAAGCGGAUUUGA